Molecule: messenger RNA, 1974 nt
Organism: Monopterus albus (swamp eel)
Lineage: Eukaryota; Metazoa; Chordata; Actinopteri; Synbranchiformes; Synbranchidae
Gene: gls2a
Product: glutaminase 2a (liver, mitochondrial)
Exons: 18
Coding region: 212-1807 (531 amino acids)
Biological process (GO): L-glutamine catabolic process
Molecular function (GO): glutaminase activity; protein binding
Source: RefSeq, a predicted model, not a curated record
GCCGACUAACCUGGGAAACUUGCAGCUGUUUAAAAAUGCAUUGGUCUCUGGCAGAGUUGGAGCUGACGUUAUUUCGUCCAGGACACAGCAGCCUGUUCCCCUGCCCUGCUGGGCCGCAGCAUCCCCCCACACCCACAGAGCCUUUCACCUCCACAGGGAUGAUGAUGUGGACCAAGGAUACUCCACGUCCACAGGCAGGUUAAGCUCCAACAUGGAGGACCUACUUUUCUACACCAUCACUGAGGGCAAAGAGAUGAUCUCCAUCUCCCACUUUAUCUCUGUGUUGAAAAAAACAGGUUUGUUGAUGUCUGACCCUCGGCUACAUGACUGUGUCAGUCAAAUGCGACAAUACACACGUGACUCGAUCGGGCCGGUCAUGAUGGACAAGAAGCUCUUUAGAAGUUGUGUAGGAAACAACAUCAUGCUGCUCACCAAGGCUUUCAGAAAAAAGUUUAUCAUUCCCGACUUUGAAGAGUUUGCCCAGCAGAUUAAUAAGCUGUAUUACAGUGCACAGCAGCAGAAGGGAGGAAUAGUAGCUGAUUACAUUCCUCAGCUGGCUAAGUCCAGCCCUGAUCUCUGGGGUGUAUCUCUGUGCACAAUCGAUGGACAGAGGCACUCUAUAGGUGCCACCAAGGUUCCCUUCUGUCUGCAGUCAUGUGUGAAACCCCUGGAGUAUGCCAUCGCUGUGCACGAGCUCAGCAGUGAGCACGUUCACCGCUUUGUGGGCAAAGAACCCAGUGGAUUCAAGUUCAACAAACUGUCACUAAAUGAGAAAGAUAAACCACACAACCCGAUGGUGAAUGCCGGAGCUAUUGUUAUCAGCUCUUUAAUUAAGCCUCAUUCAAAUAAGGCAGAGAGGUUUGACUAUGUGAUGGAGUUCUUGAAACGCAUGGCUGGUGCAGAGUAUGUGGGGUUCAGCAAUGCAACUUUUCAGUCAGAGAGGGAGACUGGCGAUAGAAAUUUUGCAAUUGGUUAUUACCUCAAAGAGAAAAAGUGCUUUCCUGGCAAUGCAGAUAUGAUUGGGGCCCUUGACUUCUACUUUCAGUUGUGCUCCAUUGAGGUGACCUGUGAGUCAGCAAGUGUCAUGGCUGCCACAUUGGCCAAUGGAGGUAUUUGUCCGAUCACAGGUGAGCUUGUGCUGAGCGAUGAAGCAGUGCGCAACACCCUGAGUCUCAUGCAUUCCUGUGGCAUGUACGACUUCUCCGGACAGUUUGCUUUCCAUGUGGGCUUGCCUGCUAAAUCUGGUGUUUCAGGUGCUGUACUGCUGGUGGUCCCCAACGUCAUGGGUAUGAUAUGUUGGUCCCCACCGUUAGAUCGGCUUGGGAACAGCGUACGUGGUAUUCACUUCUGUCAGGAGUUGGUGUCUUACUUUAACUUCCACAAUUAUGACAACCUGAGGCACUUCACUAAGAAACACGACCCAAGAAGAAGGUCGGAUGAUGAUCCAAACAAGUCAGUGGUCAGCCUGAUGUUUGCAGCCUACAGUGGUGACGUGUCUGCUCUGAGGAGGUUUGCCCUUUCAGCUGUGAACAUGGACCAGACAGACUACGACUCUCGCACAGCGCUCCACGUUGCUGCUGCUGAAGGUCAUGUAGAAACUGUAAUCUUCCUGACUCAAGUAUGUAAAGUGAAUCCACACAUGAAAGACAGAUGGGGGAACACACCCCUAGAUGACGCCAUGCAGUUUGGCCAUGGUGCUAUUGUUUCAGUCCUGCAAGAGUACCAGAGUGUAUACCACGACAGCAACUCGGCAUGUGACACAGAGGAGCAGAAGACCACAAUGGAUAACUUGAAGAGCAUUGUUUAAACCACGAGGAGUUGUAAGGGUUUGUAAUUUCAUUAUGUACCUGAGGACUGAAAGGCUGAAUGAAAGAAGUGAUGAAUGUUUUUAUCUUAAUUAAUGUUGUAUAACAAUAACAUGGGGAUAAUUUUUAUAGCUUUAAAAGCUACAGAGCGCAGGAUUAAAUUCCCUUC